AUGUCGCUCCAAGUAAACGACCCGCGGUCGCGUACCCGCUCCAAGUCCCCCGGUCGCGAACGCUCGCGCUCGCGGUCGCGCGACAGCCGAGUCCCGUCUCCCCGCUCUCGCUCUCCAGCUGUACCUGCGCCAGUACCAAGCAGAUACAGUCCAGACGAAGAAGCCGAGAUUGAGCGCCAGUACAAGGCAAUCAGUGACCGUCGCAAUGAGCCCCAAACCAUCUCCAGAGCCCCGCGCGAUCCCCGAUACGUGAACCGCUCCGGCUCAGACGAAGAUAAGCGUCGCAAGGACGACAGAUCCCGCGAAGACCGCUACGAACACUCGGGUGACGAGCGCCCUCGCCGCGAAUACAUCCCCUCAUCGUCCGCAUCCACACGCCCUCGCAGACGCUCAUCCGAUCGAGGAAGUCGCGAUGACUCCGAUAGCUCUGUCGACGAUGAAUUGGCAUACGGUGAUGCACCAGGCGCGCACCCAAGCUACGCCAGACCCGUGAAGUAUGAUUAUGCCCAGCCGCAUAUUGCACACGCCCAGCCUUCGCGUCCUGCGCAGCCUUAUCCAGGCGCUGGCACAGACUGGGCUGCUGUCCCCGAGUGUGAACGGCCUGGCUUCGUCCCACCUUCUUCGCAGGCAGAUACGGCUUCUAUGCCUGGUGCUUUCCCACCGGCAGGCUUUGAACCCCCUGUCUCGGCCCCGUAUACGGGUGCGCAGCCGUAUGCUUCGGGUGCUGGGUAUACGCCGUCGCAUUAUCGGACGGCGUCGGCGGCUGAUUCGGGUUACCCGCCUGCUGCAUCUGGGUAUGCUAAUCCGGGGGUGUUCCAGUAUGCUCAGGUUGAUCCAAAUGUGAAGUAUACUUCGAAGGGUGCGUCUAAGCCGGCGUAUACGGCUUCUGCGCAUGAGCAGUUCUCCAGAACGCAUCCUUCUGCACACUCUCAGGCUCAACCUCAGCCCCAGGCCCAGGUGCAGCCUCAGGUUCAGUACCGUCAACCGUCGCCGCAGCCGCAAUCGCAACCACAGCCACAACAGCCGCAGGAACCAUACAGAUAUAAGUAUGAGCCGCAGUUUGUGGAAAUCGCGCCCGGGGGAAGUCGAUCUGGAGCUCGUCCUCACAGUCGCGCUGGGUCGUCGAGCAAUCUGUCAGUGGGGGGACCUAGCGUAAGCCAUGCAGGUCAUCCCCCUGCUAGUCCAUUGCUAGAGCCGUAUCGCGGGACCUAUCAAUCAAUCUCGCCCAUGCCAUCUCCAAUCGCAGCCCCUAGCAUCCGCGAUGAAGACAUCUCCGACCUGGAACCUCUCGAUGGCGGAACCUCAACCUCCGACUCAGGCCGUCGCCGAAGACACCGGUCUCACUCCUCCGUGGGCGAAAAAGACCGCCACCGCAGCAGCAAAGACAAAAAGGACAAAGAGCGAGGCUCUGGCGACGACAAACGCAGACCAACCCACACCCGUCUGGACUCUUCCUCCUCCGUCGCAGACUCAAUGGUCCUCAUCUCCCCAUCCCGCAGACGCGUCUCCUUCUACGAUGCCGCCGCAGACGCAGCAGCAAUGCAAUCAGCCCUCAAUCACGCCCGCAACAUCGAUAGCAAACCCAUAAUCCAGAUCCUCCCCCGUCUAACCAGUGACGAAAUCCUCACCCUGCGCCAGGAAUACAAAGCCCGCGUCCGCCUACAAGGAAAAGGAAUUAAUCUCGCCAAACACCUGCGUCUGAAACUCGGUUCUUCCAACUUCGCCAAAGUCUGCUACGCCACUGCCCUCGGUCGCUGGGAAUCAGAAGCAUACUGGGCAAACUGCUACUACCAAGCCGGAACCUCGCGUCGCGAACUUCUCAUCGAAUCCCUAAUGGGUCGUUCGAAUGCCGCAAUCCGUGAAAUCAAGAACUCUUUCCGCGAUACACGCUACGAGAAUAGUCUUGAGCGCUGUAUGCGUGCUGAGCUGCGCGCUGAUAAGUUCCGUACUGCCAUCCUGCUUGCCCUUGAGGGUCAUCGUCAGGAUGAUCGUGAACCAUUGGAUAAGAGAUUGAUUCGGGAUGAUGUUCGGGAUUUGCAUCACUCGCUUACUCGUGGUGGUGAGACUGCCAUGAUUGAAAUUAUUGUGUUGCGGAGUGAUGAGCAUCUCCGUGAAGUGCUUCGCACUUACGAGGACAUGUAUCGGCAUAAUUUUGCUAAGGCUAUGAUUCAGAAAUCGCAAAAUUUGGUGGGAGAAACUCUCGCUCAUAUCCUGAAUGGAGCAAUUAACCGACCCAUGCGAGAUGCGCUUCUUCUCCAUCAAGCUCUGCGGGAGUCGCGGAGUGGUCGUGAACGCUCUGAGUUACUGAUUUCUCGUCUUGUGAGACUUCAUUGGGAACCCAGACAUCUGGCCCAGGUCAAGACAGAGUAUCGGCGGAGAUAUCAUGAGCGGUUGGAAGAGGCUAUUGCAGAGGAGAUCCUGGCUCUGAACGGUGGCCAGGAUUGGGGUGAGUUCUGUAUUGAGCUGGCGCGCAGUGCAUGA
Messenger RNA from Penicillium salamii, 2481 nucleotides. The record is from the annotation of a GenBank genome assembly. Lineage: Eukaryota; Fungi; Ascomycota; Eurotiomycetes; Eurotiales; Aspergillaceae.